AUGGUUCGAACCCUAUCCGAUGCGGCCACCAUGCCCGGCUUCAUUGAGACGCCAAGCAAAAUGGCCGACAAUCCUGAAGAUGAAAGCCCGCAGGACGAUAUUCUCAACGAUAUCGACACGGGUGUUCUCCUCAAUGAAUUGACGAACCUCAGCCUCAUGCCCAAGAAGGUCGAUUUGGCCCCUCACGAACAGGCAGCCGGUGAAAAGAACCCCGAGAGUCUUAUUUGGACAUUCGCGGAGAAAUUUGAGCCGGAGAGGCUGCCAGAAGGCACCUAUCGCGGGACUCAGCUGGCACUGACGAAGGUCUAUGAUCUGAUCGAGCAACGGUUCUCCUCCUAUACGGAUGUCACUGGUGUCGAACCUUUGCUUCCCUUUGCUGUGAGCAGAGAAGACCGCAAGAGCUUCUUUGCGUUCACCAAAAGCAAAGACGACGGCUAUCCCCCCCACCUUGAUCUUGGUCUGAACAAGAAGUGGGCAAACUCAGGCGAGAAGGACAAAAAUCAGCGUUCAACCCUUGGGCCAUUCGAUCUCUUCAAUCCUAUUUAUCUGCUCCAGUUGCAGCGGAUCAUGUCGGGCAUUAUCCCCAAAUGGUUCUUGAGUCCGGGCACACCCGACAAAGGCAAGACAAUUGCCGAUGUGGAAAACUACAAUCGCGAACAAAUCGCCAGAGCCAAGUCGUGGUUGCAUAGGUGGACAGAGUUUCACGAUAUCUUCAACCGUCCCAACGUGGGCGAGUUGCUGGAUUGGUACAGCGAUGCCCGGUUUGCCCAGCAGCAAUUCACAGGAACGAAUCCUACCACCAUUAAGAAAGCCCCGAAGUCUUGGAUCUCUUACUUUAUCCGAGCUGCAAAGACUCCGGAGGAUGCACUUGCCAAGGAGACCAUCACAAAUCUCAGUACUAAAUACCCAAAUUCCUUGUACGUACAGGAUUACAGCUACUUCCGCGAUUCCGCUGGGUUCACGGACCCGGAGGCCGAGAUCAAACGUGUCGUCGACGAUAAAACCACUCAUUAUGGCUGCGCGGCCGUGUCUCUUUUCUUCCUCGAUGACAAUGGCCAGCUUCAUCCGCUCGCAAUUGUCACGGAUUGGCGAGGCAGUAUGGAGGCGUCUGUGACUAUUCACAACCGGGAACUGUUCAAACGGUGGGAUCUUCUGGCCGGAGUGGAAAAGCCACCCAAUGCACAAGAAAAGAGAGUUGAUGAGGCUCAUGACUGGCCGUGGAGAUAUGCCAAGACCUGUGUGCAGACCAGCGACUGGUUCCGGCAUGAAGUCACUGUGCAUCUGACUCGGACUCAUUUGGUUGAAGAGGCCGUCAUCGUCUCGGCCAACCGACAGUUCGAAUCCGACCACCCGGUCUACCAAAUCCUUCGCCCGCACUGGCAGAAGACACUGGCUCUGAAUGGGGCAGCGCGGGGAAUUCUCGUUCCUUCCGUCAUUCUUCAGAUCAUCGGAUUUGAGGCCAAAGAGGCCCUGGCGUUCAUUCGCAGCGAAUACAGGUCUUAUGAUUUCGAGAACAGCUACGUGCCAAAGGAUCUCGAGAACCGCGGUUUCCCUCCACAGGAGCUCGACUCACCCAAGUUCCACAACUACACCUACGCCAGAUGCAUCAACAGCAUGUGGAAGAAGAUCAGAACCUACGUGAAAGAGCGGCUUUCACUGGCCUACGCAAGCGACGAGGAGGUCGAGCAAGAUAAGUCCAUUGGGAAGUGGUGGAACGAGAUGCAGUCUCCUAGCGGUGCUGAUCUGCGCUCGUUCCCUGAAAUCCACACGUUCGACAGCCUGGUCGACUGCGUGACGAUGUGUAUUCACAUUGCAUCGCCCCAGCACACUGCUGUCAAUUACCUGCAAGACUACUACCAGGGCUUCGUGAUCAACAAGCCCUCCUGUUUUUUCACUCCGCCUCCAACUUCGUUGGAAGACCUGCUCGAUUACACCGAGAACGACCUUGUCAAGGCGCUGCCUAUCAACCAUACCAUGGAAUGGCUGUUGUCUUCGCAUGUUCCUUACCUUCUCAGUUUCAAACCAGACGAGAGUAAGGAGACGCUGAUGAAUUGCAUCAAAACGGCUCGCGGACUUGCCAAGGACAAGAAAGCCAGAGGGGCUCUUGACAAAUUUUAUAAGGCUCUUCAAGCCAGCGCGAAGGAAUUCCAGGGAUACGAUGACGCAAAGUGGGACUCUAAGGAGAUCCCUUACAGCGUGUUGAAGCCAAAGUAUAAUGCCGUGUCGAUCUUGAUUUAG
Penicillium alfredii is the source of this 2238-nucleotide messenger RNA. RefSeq names its product putative lipoxygenase. Gene Ontology annotation, molecular function: oxidoreductase activity, acting on single donors with incorporation of molecular oxygen, incorporation of two atoms of oxygen; metal ion binding. The record is from RefSeq and is a predicted model, not a curated record. NCBI's taxonomy places the organism in Eukaryota, Fungi, Ascomycota, Eurotiomycetes, Eurotiales, Aspergillaceae. Gene Ontology annotation, biological process: lipid oxidation. The coding region runs from base 1 to 2238 and encodes 745 amino acids. The transcript has 3 exons.